Messenger RNA from Drosophila obscura, 867 nucleotides. RefSeq lists its product as uncharacterized. The coding region runs from base 85 to 672 and encodes 195 amino acids. The transcript has a single exon. The record is from RefSeq and is a predicted model, not a curated record. Lineage: Eukaryota; Metazoa; Arthropoda; Insecta; Diptera; Drosophilidae.
AGUCUUUCCACCAUAGAGUUUUUAAUCAGUAACUAAGACUCGUAUAAAUUAUAACAGAAAAGUUAAACAACAUAUAUUCAAAAAAUGGGUGCUACUAAUAGUAAGCCUCAGUCUGCAGAAAUGGUCAAUCCCCAUCCAUUCCAAGUCACUCGUGAGGUGCUGGAGCGCCUUGACCAGGCCAGGGAGGAAAUGGAAAAGACUCCAAAACGAUCUGCCCUAUGCGAGCAGUGCAAAAAGCAGUCCCUGUCGGCUUCCAGUUCGGGUGAUGCUCCAUCCACUUUGGAGUACCAGUCGAAGGAUGAUCCGGAGGUGGAACAAGUGGCCUGGCCCUGGAGAAAGCGCGCAAUGGAGAUGGAGGAGGCCCAAUUCGAAGAAUCAUUGAAGCGUGUAAAAGAGAUCUUUGGUACCCAGGUGAAGUGGUCGCAGGAUAUCGAAGGCGAAAUCAACGAGAUGGAGAAGCAACUGACCACUUGCUACAGGGAGAAUCCCUACGAGACCCUCCAGUGUGAACCGCUGGCCAAGCAGUAUCAUUCAUUCAUUUUUACCAACCACUUCAAAGCAAUCUCAAAGCUGGAACCGAAAGAUACGAAGCCGAAAUCGUCUCGGGUGCCCAAAGAGCUUGUACAGAUCGGAGCUAAUAAGGAGAACAGCUCGGAGACAUUUUUGGAUUAAGAGAACAGACCAAGAACGAUGCAAGUCCCUGACAUAUUCCGACUAUUGAUGCCAAAACACUGUCCAAUCACAUUCAAUCAUAUUAAUUAUAGCUGAACACAUAAAUUUGACCAACCAAACACCACAUUGCACAGAUGACUUCAAUUAUACUCGCAUCAGUUCUAUUUAAUUUUAAAUAAAAUGUGUUAAACGCAA